This is a messenger RNA of Syngnathus acus (greater pipefish), 6225 nucleotides long. RefSeq names its product general transcription factor 3C polypeptide 1. Lineage: Eukaryota; Metazoa; Chordata; Actinopteri; Syngnathiformes; Syngnathidae. Gene Ontology annotation, biological process: transcription initiation at RNA polymerase III promoter; 5S class rRNA transcription by RNA polymerase III. The record is from RefSeq and is a predicted model, not a curated record. Bases 254 to 6124 code for a protein of 1956 amino acids. The transcript is spliced from 38 exons. Gene Ontology annotation, molecular function: DNA binding. Gene Ontology annotation, cellular component: transcription factor TFIIIC complex.
GGCGGUCUAGUGAGUCGUCGUGGUUUGCAACUUGACAUGCAUCAUGUGUAAGCAACCCAUGGGCGCGAGCUCCAACUGGAAUCCAAACUCCACGAAAGAGCGUUUGUUGAAGACAAGUCUAUUCCAAACGGAGUGGUGAACAUUUCUUUUUAUUUCGAAAUCACGUCAAGGUGUAGGAGCACACGCUCUUCUGCCUGCGUAAGAUAAACAUGCUAGCUAGCUAGCUAGUGAGCUGAACGCUAAGUCACUAGCCAUGGAUCCGCUGGACAUGGUGGAGGAUGAAGUGGCCUUGGAGGGACUGGACGGCAUCACUAUCCCUGCUUUGUGGAUACGACUCGGGGAUAGGAAGCCCGAGUUCCCACUCCAGCUGGACGACGGCACCAAGGAGCUCGUCUGGAGGUCGCUGGUGGCCAACAGCGACCUGACGUUCUACCUGCUGCCCGCCGAGAGGAACGAUGUGGUGCUGAACGACAGGUUCAAGAUGUCCCACGAGGAGAACGGCGUUGAAGACGGCGGCCAAGACGUCUACCCGCUGUGCAUCAUCCACAACAACAAGGACGGCUUCCAGGGCUCGUGCGCCACCUUCCAUCAAAGGACCGACGUCACGGCGCGCCUGCGUUCUCCGUCACCCGUCGGCCUGGAAGAGGUUUUGAAAAGGUACGGCAGGAAGCUGGUGGCGGUGGCGUCGCGGCGGCGCCGUUUUCGCGCGCUCAUCGGCAGCGAGAGCGACCCCGACAUCAAACUGAUGGACGAGUCCUACUGCAUGCUGGAGCGAGUGGGACGGGCACGAUGGCAGGGGGAGCUGCAGAGUGACCUGCACAAGUCCUCUUUCAAGGUGGACUCGCGCAAGUUGUUCUACAUCAGGAAGCCUCUGGUCCGCCAUCGCCUGGUGUGCCCCCAGGCCUGCACCAAACGCCUCAAGUCGGGGCAGUGGCAAAGCUCCAUCCUCCUCUUGCUCAAUCGCUUCCACGUCGUCAGGAGGUCCAAGUACGAUAUGCUUAUGGAGUACGUGUCCAACUUACUCCAGAAGAUGCCGCAGCAGCUGGCUGCUUUGGUCACCAUCCGAGAGCACCUGGAGCUGCCGGAGGUGAUAUGCAAGCAUGUCUUUCGCUACAUGCGAGAUGCCAAUCUGGUGGAAUACUGUAGCCUGCCUCUGGAGGACUUGGACCAAGAGAGAAAACCCGUGCGCACCAGAAAAGGCAACAAAGUCAAAGUGCGCUGCCUGAAGCUCAUCAAGCCGUACGCGGGCAAGGCGGUGAGCGGCGCCGCCGCCGACGAGUGGAAGGCGGACGACGACGAUGACGACGACGAGGGCGACAAGAGGCGAGCGCUGCCCCCCGUGGGCCGGAUCAUGGAGACGGAUUUCUUGUCGCAGGCGUACAAGCUGGUCGUAUCGAGCGGCACCAAGGGAAUCCCUCAGUCGGGCAUCGCGUCCAGGAUGAACAUCGGCAAGCUGGAGGCUCGCAUGGUCUGGAGGAAGUUGGAGAGAGACGCCGUGGUCAAGGGCUUCAUGGUGGACGAAGGCCGCCAGAGGGUCACCAAGUUCAUCGGCCACAGGAGCGUGUGCGGCAGUGACGACCUGCGGCUCCUCUCCAAAGAGAAGCAACGCAAAGCAAAGCUUUUCCACUCCUCGGCCCCGCCCCGUUCGGCCGCCGGCAAGCGACGAUGCAAAACUCCCAAGAAGAGCAGAGCGGCCGGCGAACGGGCAGAAGAGGAAGGCCGUGACGCCGCUUUGGAUUUGCCGGUCGGGACCGAACCCACAGCAAAGCCCGCGGAGACGUUCCAGCAGGCCGUCGCGGAAGCCGCUCUGACUCCAGAGGUGCCGGACGCGGAGCCCAUCAGCGCCUCAGAGGAAGCUUCAGUCGAGGAGAAAGAGGAGGAAGAAGGAGCUUUGCCUCCACGCCAGGAGGAGGAGGAGGAGGAAGGGACGCCAUCAAAGGACGUGGAACUGGUGGAUCCCAGCGACCAGCAGCUGUUCGCCAAGCGCAACCGCAGGUCCACCGAAACCUACCGCAUGCUCCGGAGGAAGAACCUCAUCAUCGAGGCCGUGCACAAGCUCAAAGUCAUCGACGGCCUUUACCCCCUGCAGAAGCUGAUCAACGACGAAGAGAAGCUGCAGGGUCUCUCCGCCAAGUGCUGCAAGAAGACCACGGCGCGUCUCGUCCAGACACUGUGCAGAGAAGGACUGCUCAAGACGUUCACCACCACCGUCAUCCAGGACAGCAUCAGCAGGAAGCUCGACCUGUACGUGCAUCCGUCCGUCCAGCCCGACGACGAGCUGGUGAGAGCGAGCAUCGAUCAGGCCCGCUUCAAAAUCACCAGCUCCGUCCUUCCUGCCGCAUGCCGGCAGGCGCCGGGGGGCAAAGAGCGGCCCCCCAAAGCCCAAACGCAGGAGACCAGUAAGAGUUUCAGGAGCUUUGCCGAGAUCAAGGAGGAACACUCGGCGGGGGACCAAGUGUUCAAGCCCACGCUAGUUCGAGGACUGGGCAAGGCUCUGGGCUUCCAGCCCAAGAUGCACCGCCUGCGUGUUUUGCACUCCUUCCUCUGGUACGUCAUCUACGACCACCCCCUGGGGCCCAGACCCCCCUGGAUGGCCGGCCCUCCGGGCGCUCCCGAGGUCGUCGUCCAAGAGCCGCCGGAAAAACCGGACGAGCGCGUCGUCACCCUCAAGGACCUGGACGCCGCCUUGUCCGAGGACGAGGCGGUGACGGAAAUUCCCAGUCACGCCAGUUGUGAAAUCAAAGUUUACAGCGAGGAGGAUUCGUGGAAGAGGUUCGUCCCGCCCGUUCGCAGGCACUGCGAUCGGGGCAGCGGCUGGGUGAUCGUGGGGGACCUGCUGCUCUGCCUGCCGCUCUCCAUCUACGUCCAGCUCAUCCAGAUCAACUACCAGGUGGACGGCCUGGAGGAGUACUUGAACGACCCGGUCAAGCAACACCAUCUGAUUCAGCAGCUGCCCCUAGCCAUGAGGAAAAAGCUCUUUUUCAGACGGAAAUACGUCUACGUCUUCUUUGAGAACCUCCAGCGCUUGGUCUGCAUGGGCCUGCUGCACUUGGCUCCCGUGGAGAAGCUGAAGGAGAAAGACAUGCUCUUUUGCUACCUGAAGCGCCACGCCACCAUCGUGGACACCAUGAACGCCGAGCCGCACUACUGGCUGGCGAAGGAGCCCGCCGACAAACCCUUUGACAGACGUCGCUACACUUUCAGCAGCGGCGACGACGUGGACUCGUACUGGUUUGACCUCAUGAGCAUCUGCCUCAACACGCCUCUGGGCUUGAUUCGGCCCAAGCGCGGCACCGCUGACGACGAGGCGGCGCCGUCCUUUGUGAACGAUCGAACCCUCUUUCUGGGCUUGGCUUCCUUGCUCAAGGGCAGCAACGCGGUGUGCGACGACGGCACCACGCCCGGCGACGGCAGAGGCGCCGCCGGUCUGGCCUCCGAGUUCUUUGCUCAUCUCAAGCGCAACUGGCUGUGGACCAACAGCCUGCUGUCCUGUAACAAAAGGCGCCCCGCCGGAUCCGACAACAGCAAAUUGCGUCUGAUGAGCCUGCUGAGUAAAGAAGCGCUGCGGGCGGCGCUGAGAGCCGGAGCGUCUUCGCCUCGCUUCCUGACCGCCAAGAAGUCGGCGGUGACGCAAGAAACCGUGGAGGUGGCCGUCGAGCCGUCGUCCAGGAACCGGGAGGUGGUCGGAGGCAAGGGGCGCAAGAGGAAGAGACCCAAAAAGGAAGUUGUCAAAAUUCCUCGCAAGAAGAAAAAAGAGCCCAAGAAGCGCAUCCCCGCUCACGACGAGGCCGACCACCGCGCGCUGAAAAAGAUGACCAGGCGGCGAGUCAUCUGGGCGGUGCAGGAGGACUCUCUGCUCAUGCUCUGCGCCGUGGCCUCGCAUCUGCUCAACAGCAAAUUGCGGAGGACCUUUGUGGCCCACUGCUUGGUGCGCGACCUUCUCCAGGGCGAGUUUCAGAUCUCCGAGGACAAGACCUCGCUCGCCGUCGGGCGGCGCACUCGCUACAUCCUCAAGAAUCCGCAGACCUUCCUCAACUACAGGAUCUGCCUGGCUGAAAUCUAUCAGGACAAAGAGCUGCUGAAGCAGCUGCAGGACAACAAGCCCGCCGAUCCCAAUAACGCCGAGGACUGCGCCAAAGCCUUCGCCCAGUACGUGGAGCUCCUCCGACAAAAGUUCAGCUCGGUCCUCAGCGCCGACGACGCCCGAUUGCCCGAAAGCAAAAGCCAAGUCUUCUCGUUCUCCAAAGUGUGCACAAUCGCCACGGACAAGCAGGUUCCCUGCAGGGACACCCUGACCUGCACCAAGGACAUCCAGACCUUAGUGCUGUUCAACCUGAUCCAGAGCACGCUGGCCAUGACCAACCAUCAGAUGAAGGAGUCCAGAUCCUUUCAGACGUUCCACGUUUACAGCCACUACCCACAGGACCUUCUGUGCCAGGUGUUUGUUCAGUGCCGUAAACGUCACAUGGUCAACCGUCGGCGCGUGUGCCACACGGUGGGACCCAAGAAGAACCGAGCGCUGCCCAUCCUGCCCAUGUCCUUCCAGCUCUCGCAGUCCUACUUCAGGUUGUUUUCCUGGCGUUUUCCUCACACCCUGUGCAGCGACUCCUUCCGCUUCCUCAAGACCUUAGCGGACAACGGCACGGGCGACGACGGGCCGCCCGUCUCCUUCCGUCUGGAGAGGAAAAACCGCACAGCGGCCAACGGCGAGGAAGAGCCGGAAGGAGAGGCGCUCCCGGGCCACGGUCCCGAAGGUUCCCCCACGACGCGCUUCUCUCUGGACUCUCCCGGAGGAGCGUGCGUGGUGUCGCUCGCCCUCAUGUCUUUGGGACUCCUGUCCGUGCACGUGUCUGUCCCUAACAAGAUGGUUGUGGUGGACAGCGACCUGGUGGAUAAUGACUUUAAAAGCACGGCGUCUUUGGAGGACGAAGACGACGAGGACGAAGUGGCCGGCGCGGUGUCGUGCGAGGGCAAAAAGAAGUUGCGGGUCAGCGCUUACCGGGCUUCGCACACAAAGUACCUGUUGAUGAAAGGCUUUUUUGUUCCCGGCAUCGUGCAACUCCGCAACCUGAACACGAGCGACAACAUCGUGGUGGAGUCGUGCGUGGUCAGGAUGCGGCUACGACAAACGCCCCUCGGCGCCUUGCUGAGCCACCACGGCGCCUCUUUGGACUUGUCCCGAUCGGGCCCGGCCCUGCUGCCGUCCGUCCUCACCCGCUGCGUCGGCGAGGGGGCGCCCGCUCCGGCCCGGCGUGCCGACUACUCCCCAGAGGACUGGCGAGCCCGCGCCCAGCUGAGCCGGCGCCUGGACACGGCGGGAGAAAUCGGCGUGGACCAGGCCGACCUUCUCCGGGAGCUCGCUCACCUCCCGAGCCCGGAGCGCUACCUGGAGGAUUUACAGGAGGAAGGUCAGGUGGUCAGGGUGGGCGCUUACGGCUUUCGCUGGGUGCUCAGCCGCCACGCCGCGCCCUGGAUCCUUACCAUCCAGCCCAGAACCUGGCCCCACACGCAGGCCGCCCCCGGCGACGAUCCCUUCCUUCACAAGAGGCCAGGUGAGACGGAAGGGGAGCCGCCGGCCAAAAAGAUGGCCACGGACGAGGGGAGCGGCCAGAAGAACCAGGAGGCAAAGCCGCGAGCCCAGGACUCUGUGGAUGAGGAGCAGUGCCGUGCCUCCGAGGAGGAGGAUGAGAAGAAAGACGGAGAAGGCGCUUUGCCGCAACAGGUCGAUGACCUUGACGGCGGCGAGAGCGUGAGCUUCGCCAGCCGUCCGUGGCGCCUGGUGGACGGCACGCUGAACAGUCAGGUGUGCAAAGGCAUGCUGGAGGCCGUCCUCUUCCACAUCAUGUCCCGUCCCGGCAUCACUCGGCAAAGGCUGCUGUCCUACUACGAGGCGGUCCUGCAGCCCGUGGUGGCGCUGGAGCUGCUCCAGUCGCUGGUGGAGCUGGGCUGCGUGGUCAAGCGCACGCUGGUCAAGAGAGGCAAGCCGGCGCUGUUCGGGCCCCCCCCGGUGACGACGGAGAGGCAAGAAUGCGUUUUUUACGAGCCCACCGUCGACUGCGUCCUCAGACUGGCUCGGGUGCUGCCCAAUGAACACCACUGGAACUAUUGUAAGAAGCAGCCUUGACAGGACUGGCCGGGCCAAUCGCCUUCUUUGGGUUGCCGUCGGAUUUACAUUCAAAUUCAAGAAGGCUUCCAACUCCCGGUCCUCGGCCUUGCCUUUUGCGC